AUAUUCUCUGCUGGAUUGACCGCGUUUUUCCGGUGCAUUCUCAUCGUGGAACACAAGUAUGCUGGUAUUGUCAGACCGAUUAUAAUAUGUAUUAACAAACGCGCCAAACCCUGAACUCCACGAUCACCGGAAUAUAUUUACUAAACAGUACGUUACGUUAUAUGCAUGUCAAUCACCAUAAAAAAGCGGUGCGAAAGAACUGUCUAUCUUAAUCGCGCACUCGACCGUGGAUUCGUCCGUCGGCUGAAUGCGAUCCCCGAAAUAGUCAUUGCCUGCUAUCGUUACGAUACGUUCAACAUCGAGGAAGUGGUGUUCGUUGUUGCGGCGAGUUCUUCCUGAAAUGACAAAGGAUCCACCGACAGGAAGCGUUGCUAAAACAUCAUCGGAAAUUUGAAAUCUGACUAAUAUAACCGAGUGUCUGGAGGAAAGAACGUGCAGAAAGUGUGAUGAGGGAGCUUUUAAACGAAAAGAUAAAAAAGGAAAUCUAGAAAGUCUAGUUUCACCGUGCGAAGAAGCUGCCAAAUUCAAAAGUAUGCACGAGUACUAUCGACGGUGAGAUUUUAUGUGCAGAUAUAUCGCGUAUGCUGAAUAUGGGAGCGACCCUACUCGCAGUAAUACUCAUUGCAGCAUUGUCUGCAACUGCGAAUAAUAUCAGCGAACAAUGCCAAGUUCACAAUGAAAGGAGGAUUACGUGUAGUUGUAUCGGAAACGAGGAAUUUUAUCUACCAGAAGAAUACAAUUACAGGAAUAUUACCAGCGUGUCUGUCACAGGAUGCGUUUCAGCGAACCUUCAUUACUCCAGUUUUCCGGAGGCGAACGAUCUCGAGGAGGUAAUAGUUCAGAACAUCAGCGGCAGCCUGAACUUUGACGUCUUCUUUGCGUCAAACCGCAUGAAACUGCUGAAGCUCUCGAACAUCGGCCGGAUACCGAGGAUAACGAACCACACGUUCACGAACUUGAAAGCUAUCGAUACGCUCGCGAUCGAGGACGCGCUCAUCGAGAACCUCGAAGAAGAGUUCGCCUACAUAAACAUCUCGCAUUUCAUCAUGAUGAACGUUACGAUCGAGCGAGUGUACCAGCUGAACGUUGAGAGGGGCACGACGUUGCGUAUAGUGAACAGCGAGCUGCGUAACGUCAUAAAGAACUUGAACUUCGCCAAUUUCGUCAACAUCGAGAUUGUCGGCUCGAAAUUCGAAAUGCAGAAAUGGGGACUAAUGUCCAUCCAAGGCGACGUCGCCAUCGUGAGGAGCAACAUUUUCUCGAACGUGAGCAUGAAUCUGGUCACCGCGACCGCCAUCGUGAUAAACGGCAUUUGCGCGGACGGCAAGAGCAGUCUGAGGCUCAGUUCGAAGAGCAUCAACAGCACCGACAACAGACUGCCGAAUGAAAUAGCCUAUCUGGGAGGCGAUCAGCAUGGAGAACCCUUCGCAAUUCGAAAUAAUACGGUCUGCAAAGCGGGCAAUUGCAAAUGUUCAAUGAACAGCGGACAGGCUCCGUAUCGAGCGGCCAUCCUAAUAUACAUUUUCUUGUUAACAGGGUCCAUAAUUAUACGCUAUAUUUGAUACCUUCACUAUGCGGCAUUACACGAUCUUGUAAUCUGAUUAAAAACCUACUUGUGAAAAAUCAAUUUUGACUUAAUAUAGAAAUAUAAGCUAAUGAACAAGAUGUAAAAUAAUUCUGAGAAUUUAUAGACACUGAAUCAUUUCAUGCGAUUACAUUGGCUUAGCGAUAAAGUAGUUGCUUGUCAAACGAGAAACACGGAUUUGUUUCCCGAUCCUGCCAUUUCACAUAUAAUACAAAGAAUUUUAUAUAAAAAAAUGUGUUACAAAGUGUUGAAGUGCUACAAAGAAACAGUUGAUAAUAACACUGGAUCAUUAAAUUAUAAUACUUGCGUUUUAUGAAGAACAGAAAAUCGAAUAAUAAGAAUUGCAUUGUAAUACUAUAACCGUUUUCCUUCAUAGGCUAUACAGAAAAAAACAUAAAAUUUAUCGAAUUUUUAAGUUAUUUCCUCAUUACAUUCGGUUCUCCGAUCUAUUAUUUUUUUAACUAUUAGUUGUAUUCUUAUCAUUCUUUCAAAAAUGUAAUUAUGUAUUCAUAUAAUUGCAAUUACAAGUGUAAAAAGGAUAUACAAAGAUAGCGAAAGAGAAUAGAUCUAUGUUAAAAACGUGAAAUGUAUAUAUUAAUUAGGGAAAGCACCUUUAUUUCAUUCAAAAAUCUUAAACAAAAGCUUUUUAAUGCGCUUAACACAUAACAAAACUUAUUCAAAAUACAUAAAACUCUCUGCUUACAAAGGACAAGAUUGUUACAAAACUCCAUACUGCUGUAUUAUUACAAAUAUAUCUCUAGCAAUUGCUCUA
Messenger RNA from Wasmannia auropunctata (little fire ant), 2357 nucleotides. RefSeq lists its product as uncharacterized. Bases 582 to 1562 code for a protein of 326 amino acids. The transcript has 3 exons. NCBI's taxonomy places the organism in Eukaryota, Metazoa, Arthropoda, Insecta, Hymenoptera, Formicidae. The record is from RefSeq and is a predicted model, not a curated record.